AUGCGUCAACACCAUUUGCUUUCUUUGUUUACUAGUUUAGAGGGAGACACAGAUAGACAGACAUACCAAGUUGUCUACUUGACUGGAAUACUCCAUUUGAAGCCUCGAACCCAAUACUUGAACCAACCACUUUGCUAUCAAGACCCAGACACAUCACCGGGAGUGUCUCCUUCAUCUUCAUCCCUCACAGCUCCAACAAAACCCCCUGAACCUCCCCUCACAAAACCUCAUCCCUUACCCCCAUCCCAUCCCCUCAAAGUUGCCAGCCCGGAAAAACAAAAUGACAAACUCCCAAGACCGCUCCGACGGGCUCCUCAAACCCUCGCACAAACCAUCUUCCGUUCCGUCCAACUCUCCCUCAUCCGCGCCGACAUAACCCGCUACGAAUGCCACACCCUCAUGACCCCCAUCCGGCUCCCCAACUUCGAAUGCGACCCACGGGUGCGCGCCGCCACAGGGCAAGAGCUAUACGCCGAGCUCCUCCUCGCGGCUCCGACACGAAAUCAUGUUUCGUUCCUGCAUACGACGGCGAGCUACCGGAUGAGGGAGACGGUCAAUUUCAUCGCGAACCUGAGUAGUAUUGAUCAUAUCGAUCGAUAUACGACGGGUAAGGCGCGACGGGAUCCCGUGGAGGCGGUGUUGAUGAAUAUGCCGCUGCUGUAUAAAGUGGCGUUGGAUAAUGUUAGUUUGGAUGAGGAUGUGUGUUGGAGGUUGGUGUUGCCGGUUGUGGGAACGGGCUGUUAUGAUACGUUUCCGUGGCGGGCGGCGAUUGCGGGGGGUGAGGGAGAAGAUUUUGGAGUGGGAGAAGAUUUUGGAGUGGGAUAAUGAUGUUGAUGCGCGGUGGGUUAGGGAGAUUGUUUGGGUGGUUGAUACGCCGCCGAUUCGGGAUGAUGGGGUGGUGCAGAGCCAGUUGCCUGAGUAUAGACGGAAGAAGGCGGAGGUGAUUAGCGAGUAUCAGAAGAACUUUGAUAAGUAUUUUGUUAAUCUUGCGGCUUUGCUUUUGCCUGAUAAUCCGGAUGCAAGGUCGGAUGGACCUGGGGGAACUGGUGCUGGAAGUAGAAGAGAUGGAGGGGGGUAUGGUGGUGGCAGUGGGAAAGGGGGAGGUGGUGGUGAUUUUGGGGAAUUGGAUGGCGAUGACGACGACGACGAUAAUGAUAGACCAGAUAACCCCGUACUAGCAGAUAUUUUUCCAGAAGCUCCAAAGAAAUCUCCAAUCAAGAAGAAGAAGACAACCCUCCGCCUACCGAAAAAACUCGCCCUUGACACAAUAGCCGAGGGAGAUGUUAUUCCAGCAAAAAAACCAGCACCUACCCCAAAAAAACCUCCAACAAAGAGAAAGCCUCUCUCGGAUGACGAAUUAUCAUCAUCAUUGACAGAUUAUGAUCCGGACUAUGAGGAGGUAGAAGUAGAUGAUGUUGAAAUUCUUGAUUCCUUGGAAGAAUCAGACGCUGAAUUUACAGAUGAUGAGAGGAAGAGGAAGAAAACGAAAAGGGUAGUUAACUAUGAUUCUGAGGAUUCUGAGGAUGAAGAGGAUGAAGAGGAGGAGGAAGAGGAAUAUGAUUCUUAUCCUUGUGAAGGGGAAACUGCAACUGGAAGGCCUUGUCGAAAUAAAAUCUGGACAACGUCCGAUGGAGUGAAAUUAUGCCCUCUUCAUAUUGAACCUGCUCCGAAAGGCAAGAAAGGUAGUAGUAAUAAGAGUAGUAAGAAAGGUAAAAGUAGUAUAAAAGAGGGCAGCAGAAAAACUACCCGAAGUGGAAAGAAAUGAAACGUGUACGUAAAUAAGGCUGUAUAUAAAAUCCGGGGUAGUUGAACUUUCGGAACUUAUCUGUAGUAAAACUAGAUACUAAGUCUGUGCUGAAGAACUAUCUUCUCUUUAAUGUAGCACUCCGCUCCCGCUGAAUGAUUCUCGUAGCUAUUGAAGAAUGAUUCAGGCUGAGAGCUAGCGAUAAAAACUUAAGACAAUAAGACCCCAAAUUUGCUUGUACCAUUCUGACAAUGCCCAAAGUUUCUCAGGUUUUUAUGUGUCUGAUUGGAGUCGGACAGGUCAUCCUCGUCCAACACAAAUCCAUAGCUUCACCGACUUUUUUGCAUGAUGAUUCGUCGCCUUUCCCCCCCUCCAAGUCUAUAAGUGUAACACACACGUCGACAGCCAUGAGGUUGUGGGGUAGACCAUAGUAUGACGAGUCAUUUUCCCGUAGAUACUUCCUUCUGGGAGGAGCUUCUUUUGCCUUUGGAGAUACGGGGUUUACUUCUGCCCUAUCUUCCAAGACAAGCCCAAGACUCAGGAUCAAGAGUUUGGUGGAGGUGAGUUUUUGAAUGCCGCCGAUGCCACCGAUGCCACCAAUGCCACCGAUGCGUAAGGCAAACCUCGGCAGGGUAUCUGGGUGGAAUAGAGGUUGAACAGGGGUAGCUCUUUGGACAGCUACCCCUCUCACCCCUUGCCCAUGAGCUUCCGGAAAAUGCUUGAUUUCUGUUGCCGAGUUCUGAACCAAAAAAAGUGAGGCUUUUUUGACAGACAGAGAUUGUUUGCUGAAGAAAAACGGGAUGAUGGCAGAAAAGGAAGGCCAAAAAAAGCAGAAAUGACAUGUGUACAUGAUGUGGUUCAAUUUUGCAUAGUGCAGUGCAGUGCAGGGCAGAAAUUGGAAUGCAGCGGAUUUCCAAGAAGCUGGGCGUUGAUAUGGUGUCGUCGGGGAACGUUGAGAUGUCACCUCGAGUCUUCGACAAUAAUAGACGUGAUUGCUCGGUACCAAGAUCAAUUCCCUGACCCUCAAGAUCUGACCAAGGUUACAAGGUAGGAAAUAUUCGAAGCCGCACCCGUUGCCGUUGUUGCGUUGCUCACGCUUACCUGGUACAGUACUUUAGUAUGUGCGGCGUUCCGGUGCUUUUCUUUUGGGAUGCCAAUUCCAAUGCCCAGACUGCCGAGGCGUCACAGGCAGAACACCAUGGCACAGCACAAUCAGGGCCAACUGUGUACUGCUGCUAUUCGGCAUUACUUUGGGUGCAACCUGCUAUAUUCAUAGCCUCCAAGACCUCGAGGCCCGUAAGUAUGGUGGUUCUUUUGGGCCUGAAACUUCUGGGCAUCUUUCACAAGUGGUUUGCCGAGCCUGAAUCUUUGAGAUCGGCUUGCAUUCUACUGCAUUUGAGUUGCAUCGACGCUAGCAAGCUAUGUGCCGCCAAGUGA
This is a messenger RNA of Hymenoscyphus albidus, 3181 nucleotides long. NCBI's taxonomy places the organism in Eukaryota, Fungi, Ascomycota, Leotiomycetes, Helotiales, Helotiaceae. The record is from the annotation of a GenBank genome assembly.